Molecule: messenger RNA, 768 nt
Organism: Aspergillus terreus NIH2624
Lineage: Eukaryota; Fungi; Ascomycota; Eurotiomycetes; Eurotiales; Aspergillaceae
Gene: pre9
Product: proteasome core particle subunit alpha 3
Exons: 4
Coding region: 1-768 (255 amino acids)
Biological process (GO): ubiquitin-dependent protein catabolic process
Cellular component (GO): cytosol; nucleus; proteasome core complex, alpha-subunit complex
Source: RefSeq, a predicted model, not a curated record
AUGUCACGCAGAUACGAUUCCAGAACCACCAUCUUCUCUCCGGAAGGUCGUCUCUACCAGGUUGAAUAUGCGCUCGAGGCUAUCUCGCACGCUGGUACUGCUCUAGGAAUCCUGGCCAAGGAUGGGAUCGUUUUGGCCGCAGAGAAAAAGGUGACCAGCAAGCUCCUAGAGCAGGACACGUCGGCGGAGAAGCUCUACACAUUGAACGACAACAUGAUCUGUGCUGUGGCUGGUAUGACGGCCGACGCCAACAUCCUCAUCAACUACGCCCGCCAAGCCGCCCAGCGGUAUCUCCUUACAUACAACGAAGAAAUCCCGUGCGAGCAGCUCGUCCGUCGACUGUGCGAUCUCAAACAAGGUUACACCCAGCAUGGUGGUCUUCGUCCAUUCGGUGUGUCGUUCAUCUACGCCGGCUACGACCCUCUUCGGGAGUUUCAGUUGUACCAGAGCAACCCGAGUGGUAACUACGGCGGGUGGAAGGCUACCAGUGUGGGAGCGAACAAUGCCAGUGCCCAGAGCCUGCUCAAGCAAGACUACAAGGAGGAUUGUGAUCUGAAGGAGGCGUGUGCCAUGGCGGUCAAGGUUCUGAGCAAGACCAUGGAUUCAACGAAGCUGAGCAGCGAGAAGAUCGAAUUCGCAACCGUGGGCAAGACCGCAGAGGGCAAGGUUUACCAUCACCUGUGGAAUGCUGACGAGAUCAACGCCCUCUUGCGGGAACAUGGACUGGCAAAGGUCGACGACGAGCCUGAGGCUGGUGAUAUAAAAUAA